Messenger RNA from Gastrolobium bilobum, 726 nucleotides. Its product is annotated as coatomer subunit beta'-3-like. Bases 1 to 726 code for a protein of 241 amino acids. Gene Ontology annotation, biological process: retrograde vesicle-mediated transport, Golgi to endoplasmic reticulum; intracellular protein transport; endoplasmic reticulum to Golgi vesicle-mediated transport. NCBI's taxonomy places the organism in Eukaryota, Viridiplantae, Streptophyta, Magnoliopsida, Fabales, Fabaceae. The record is from RefSeq and is a predicted model, not a curated record. The transcript has 6 exons. Gene Ontology annotation, molecular function: protein binding. Gene Ontology annotation, cellular component: COPI vesicle coat.
AUGUAUUCGAUUCUACUGGGUUUGUAUUCAGGAGCUGUUUCUAUUUGGAAUUAUCAGACAAAGACUGAAGAGAAGUCUUUCACAUUCACUGAUUAUCCAGUCAGAUCGGCAAAGUUCAUUGCUCGCGAAAAUUGGGUUGUCGCCGCAAGUGAUGACAAAUAUAUUCGCAUCUACAGUUAUGACGAAGCGAGAAAGAUGGGAGCAUUUAAGGAACAUAAUGAUUUUAUCAGGAGUUUGGCUGUGCAUCCUUCUCUGCCAUAUGUGGUGUCAGCUUCUGAUGAUAAAGCUCUAAAGUUGUGGACUUGGAGGGACUGUUGGGCUUGGUGUAAGACCGUUGAAGGGCACUCACAUUAUGUGAUGCAAGUGGCAUUUAACCCGAAGGAUCGAGCUACUACAUUUGCCAGUGCAUCCUACGAUGGCACCUUGAAUAUUUGGGAUGUCUAUAAUUCAACUCCAAAAUUUACCUUGUAUGGACACUUGCAAGGAGUCAGUUGUGUUGAUUACUUUAUUAGCAAUGACAAACUAUAUCUUUUAAGUGGUUCUGAUGAUUACACUGCAAAGGUAUGGGAUUAUCAUUCUAGAAACUAUGUACAAACACUUGAAGGACAUGGAAAAAGUGUUACAGCCGUGUGUGGUCAUCCUGAGCUUCCUAUAAUAAUAACAGCUUCACUGGAUACUACUGUUAAAAUCUGGGAUGUUCUCACAUACAGGUACUUCAUCCCAUAA